Molecule: messenger RNA, 255 nt
Organism: Penicillium pulvis
Lineage: Eukaryota; Fungi; Ascomycota; Eurotiomycetes; Eurotiales; Aspergillaceae
Exons: 1
Coding region: 1-255 (84 amino acids)
Source: RefSeq, a predicted model, not a curated record
AUGUCAACAUGGUGGCGACACUGCCACGCCAGAGCCGCAACGCUACUCACUUUGGCGGCCUUCACUGCCUUUGGAGGAGCUUAUCAGAUUUUUGAUGCGGCUCCAACCGGUAUUCCAACAGCCUGUGGAAACGCCCUAGCUGCCAACAUCUCCUGUGAUCAGCUUUUCUCUGCCUCGUACAUUGCCGGGGGCGGAUAUGUCAGCGCGGUUGCUCUUGACGAUGUUUGCUCGACAAGCUGUACAGCUCGCUCCUGA